GCCAUUUUACUGCUCAUCAUAUUGGUGUGCGUCUGCAGUCAUUUGGCCCUGAUCAGGUAAUUGGUCAGUGUGCUCUAGGGCUAACACAGGAGGCUAACAUCGCAGUUGUAGAAGGCAACAAAUGGUGCCUCGUGUGAGGAGGCAGACUGUGUUUUGAUGCCCUUUGCGUGAAUACGAGAGCUGGGGUGACGACAGCCUGACUAGCCUGCAGCGGCGGGGAGCCCUGCAGAAGACUGACGUGACGGCAGUAUUGCACGCAAGUGUAGCCUGCGGCGCGGGAACCUGAGGUGACGGCAGGGCGCCUGCAGAAGACCGAGGUGACGGCAGUAUUGAUUUCAAGUGUUGCUUGCAGCGGCCGGGAGCCCUGCAGAAGACCGAGGUGACGGCGGUAUUGCGUGCAAGUGUAGCCUGUGGCGCGGAAAGCUGAGGUGAUGGCAGGGCGCCUGCAGAAAACCGAGGUGACGGCGGUAUUGAUUGCAAGUGUAGCUUGCAGUGGCGGGGAGCCCUGCAGAAGACCGAGGUGACGGUGGUAUUGCGUGCAAGUGGAGCCUGCGGCGCAGAAACCUGAGGUGAUGGCAGGGCGCCUUCAGAAGACCGAGGUGAUGGCGGUAUUGAUUACAAACCCGAUGUGACGGCGGGGAACUGACUAUGGAACAUGUUCUUAAGGUAUUGCUUCAGUUUUGUAAGGAUUACUUUGGCAAGAAUACGCCUUCUAAGAAGGAUAUCCACGCAGUUAUUUCCUGGUUAGAGUGGGAGGGGGAGGUUAAAGCCCCCCAAGAGAUUCUUGAUCACCAGAUGUGGGAUGAUCUCACCUCUGCGCUUGCGCAACAUAUUAUGAGCGCUCAGGAGGGCGGGUCCGAGUUAAAAACUUGGGGUCUGAUACUAGGGGCGUUGAAAGCGGCCAGAGUGGAAGGAAAGGUAUUGGUGGAGGCUCGAUACCUUUUUGGUCUUGGCGGUGGAGGCGAGACACCAGACCCGGUCGGGUCUGAUGGGGGCUCGGGAGCAGUUUCUUGCAGGGGCCAAGAGGAGACGGAGCUGCCAAUGACCGUUGGCGAGAUGGCGCCGGCUGAGCCGACCAUGCUCAGUUCAAAAGAAGACAAACAACAAGAGAGUGGAUGUUCGUUGUCUCAUUCCCCGCCCCCGUAUCCGGACCCCUCAGGCGGAACGUUGUAUCCUUUAUCUGAAUCGGGUCAGUGUCCCCUGACUCAAGGGGGGUGGAGGGAGGUGUGAUCUACAUGAGCAGGAUCAACUUACUGCCCACAAGGGGAGGGACCAGACAAAAGGUCCAUCCAAUGCGGACAGGGGGCGUAGCCUACCGUCUCUGGUCACUCCCAGGGGCGGUGGUGUGAGUGAUAGUGUAGAGGAGGAAGAAGGGGCUGGCUUUGAGUGGAGGGGGAGGGAUCAAAUGACGGACUGGAAUCGGAUUAGAUCGGAGUCUGAAGGGAAGGGUAUAGUUCCAGAGGCAUUCCCAGUGAUUGUGAGUGAUCGUGGUCCCGAAUGGGUGCCGCCUGACCCCGGGGGUGUUACGCGCCUGGUGGAAUUUAUGGAUAAAAGAGGCCUGAAAUUGCCCCUGACGUUAAAUGCACUACAGGCUUUGACUGCACUGGUGCCUCUCCUCCCCCACGAUAUCACAAACUCAGUGCGUGUGGUGCUCAGGCCGGUCCAAUAUACGUUAUGGGAGAUGGACUGGAUGGCCGAAUUGAGGGGGCUUGCUGGGGCGGUGAGGGUCGGCCCGGGCUGCUUCCUGUGUGGAACCUGCAUCCAGCGGCUUUCAGGGAAGGCCGUGGGAGUGGCUUCGCCCCAGGGCCAGUUAGCAAAACUAAGGCCAGGGGAGCUAAUAGCAGCCACAGAUGCAAUGGUGGAAGCAUUUAAUAAACUCGCGCAUAAGGCUGAACCACCUGCUCAGUGCACAGAUAUUACCCAGGGCUCGAAUGAAUCUUUUCAAAGCUUUGCAGACAGGCUUUUAGCUGCUGUAGAGGGGUCUGAUCUUCCGAAACCGGCCCAAGGGCCAGUGAUCAUCGACUGUCUACGACAGAAAUCGCAUGACAAUGUUAAGGCAUUGCUGUGAGCCGCCCAAGUACGCUUAAUACCCUGGGAGAAAUUAUUCAGUAUGUCUUAGAUAAGCUCAAAGUGGCUCUUUUAACUAAUGAAGGACUUGCCGCAGCUAUAGUCGCAGCUGUUGGCCCACAACAGCAAAGAUCGCUGCAGCAGCAGAGGCCGUGUUUCCGAUGUGGCCAAUAUGGCCACGUUAGAGCACAAUGCCCCUCUGGGAAAGGCCAGUCAGGGCCUCCUGAUUGCAGGAAGGGCUUGCUAAAGAGUAUCCGUUGUCAGGUAUGCGGCAGUUAAACAUCAUGAAUCUGGAAAAAUUCUGUGGGUACCAUCGUGAAAAGUAAUACCAGAUAUAAGCAACAUAUCUACUAAAACUGAGUCUAGGUGUGAGUUUUUCUACAGAAAUUCUUCAUUGGCAAACCGAAGCCAACUCCAGAUCAACCGAGGGAUGGACGACGGGAUCAAGAACCACUCAUCAAGAGGAGCACCACACCUGCAACGCUGACACUUCCAAUGUUGCUGAUGUUUAUGGUGUCCCUGGUGAUCACAGCGUGUCACAAACAACUACAGUGGACACAAGAACAUAUGCAGAAUAUUAACGAAGAGCGUGAUCCCUUGGGGAGCUGGCUGGAUGGACUGUUUGGGGGAAUGGGUUCAUGGUUAAAGCAAUUGCUUAAGGUUUUUGCGAUAGGGCUUGCAAUCUUUGCAUGUAUUCUGAUCUGUCUUCCAUGCUUUGUAGGAUGCUUGCAGAACUUCUUGCAACGAAUGAUGGAAAAGAUUUUUGACCAUCGGAUUGAGUAUCAUAGACUGCGUGAAAGGUUGUAGAAGGGUUUAGGUUGUUGCGUUCGUGCUGUAACGGGGCAAGGCUUGGCCAAGCACGGGAAAGGACUCCCUGUUGCUCUGAUGUUUGCUUAAAGGAAUGCAGUAGAAGGGUAGUAGAAAUAGUUUGCUGAAAUGUAUUUAAGAUUAGGCGCUUUGCGUUGCUUUGCGAUGUGCGGGUUAGGCACGCGUGAGAGACAUUUAGCUGAGGGAGGGGGAGAUGUUGUAGUAGGCGCUUGACAGGGAUACGUGCUGUACGGGAUAGGCCUCUCCCUAAGCACAGUGAAAGAGUGCUGUAGUGCUCAGACAGACUGUCCUUGCUAACAAAGUAAACAAGAUAAGAAGGCAAAGGAAUGAGGAGACAAUAGGAGCCAAAUAAGGAAUUGUGGUAAGGGGCUAAGAUCCAGUACGGACGAAUCAGGACAGGGCACGAUAGCUCAAGUAAGGUAUAUAAGCUGUGUGUAUUAGUGAACAAAAGCCAUUUUACUGCUCAUCAUAUUGGUGUGCGUCUGCAGUCAUUUGGCCCUGAUCAGGUAAUUGGUCAGUGUGCUCUAGGGCUAACACAGGAGGCUAACAUCGCAGUUGUAGAAGGCAACAAAGGUCUUGUAUAUAUGUGCAGCAUUUCAGUUUGGUGCUAUAUCUUAUAUAUGUAUGUUUCUGUUCUACCACUCUGAUCUACAUAAACACAGCUAGCAUUUACUAUUGCAGAAACUCCUCCUUGUGCAGUUGAAAACAUAUCUAAAGUCAUUCUAUUUUGCAGUGCCAUCCUGGCUAAGCUGUGGACUUCUUUAAGGGUAAUAAUAGCAUCUAAUGUUUCAUUUCCAAGGUGUUCCAUAACUACUGAGAUGUUUACUGUAGCCUUUUCCAAUUCUGCAACUCCUGAAGAGGGAAUUAACCACCUGUCGAAUGAGUGAAAACUACCAGGUCUUUCUAUUAGUGGAUUGAGCACUUCUCUUGUGACUUUUGAGGGUACUUGGGCCUGUAUUAUCCCAGUUAACUUAUCUGUUACUAUCGCCUUUGGCAUUAGUAUUCCUAGGUUACUGGUUUCGAUCCACCAUGGGGGUAAUAUCUUCCAAGUUUGAUUUACACAUAGCCAGUACCAUCCUUUCCCUUUAGCUUACACCCAAUAUUCAUCCCUGUUUUUUUUUCCAAAAUACUAAUUUGUCAUUUGUACUGUCCAUUUACAGUGCGGGUAUUUUCCUACAGGAGCCUUCCCUAAUUGUUUAGUCCCUAUGUCUGUCAGACAAAUGGUAUCAUUCAUAGGCUAGGUCCCUACAGUCCGUGUUUGUGAUUCUAUAUAUUUAUCUGAAAAGUACUCUACAGAUUUGUUAACAAAUACAGUACCCUAACUCUGUUUUGGUAGUGGUAAUCCCCAUAAUGGGUACAGACUUGCCUCAUAUUUUGGCAAUUAUGAGCAUAUCCAACAAAAACCAGAAUUUCUGGCAUCAGCCACCUUUUUCAUCAAGUUCAUGUGCUUAUUUUGAUCCCAUGCAUUCAACUGAUAAGCAUAAGUAAGUAUUGAUAAAAUUAUUGUUACCAUUUUAGACAAACAGAAUAUAUAUCCUUUAAGUACUGCAAAAGAGGUUUUUUGUUUUUUUUUUCCAAACAAUUAAUAAAAGCAAACAAUUAAUGCAGUUAAUAUAAGGCAAACAAUCACUAUAUACUCUAAAGGUAACUAUAUCAGUAACUACAUAAAAGUUCAUAAUAUGAUUUUUUGUUUCCCUGUUUACUGGUUGCAUUCAUUUAUGUGAAAAUUACAGUUUCAUCAGUGCAGUCUGUUCUACUUGCCACUGUGGGCUGGGCGCUUUUUGUUCUUGUGUAAUGAAUUCAAGAAUCUACUCCUACCACCUCAA
Messenger RNA from Gallus gallus (chicken), 4721 nucleotides. RefSeq lists its product as uncharacterized. The coding region runs from base 1406 to 2068 and encodes 220 amino acids. The transcript has a single exon. The record is from RefSeq and is a predicted model, not a curated record. Gene Ontology annotation, biological process: viral process. NCBI's taxonomy places the organism in Eukaryota, Metazoa, Chordata, Aves, Galliformes, Phasianidae.